AAUUUAAUUUGGGCUCAAAAUUAUACCCGGCCCAUAUUCAUUAUGCCCAAAAUUGUUCCUCCUCUACUCCUCCUUCACUCUCUCUUUCUUCCCACUACGCCAAAAUCUUUCAGCUUAAACCCUAGCUAACUCUCCAACUACAAGUGUGAAAAUAGAAUUUGAUUUACUGGAGUAAAGAUGAAGAUGGGUCAGCCAUUUAGUGGCAACAUGAAGAGAGCUCUUGCUGGCAUAAGACGUAUCAAUUUGGAAGGUCUGAGAUGGAGAGUAUUUGAUGCCAAAGGCCAGGUCCUGGGAAGGCUAGCAUCACAAAUAGCCACCGUGAUUCAAGGCAAAGAUAAACCGACGUACACGCCUAACCGCGAAGAAGGUGAUAUGUGCAUUGUGCUCAAUGCAAAGGAUAUUUGUGUCACUGGGAGAAAGCUCACUGAUAAGUUCUAUCGAUGGCACACUGGUUACAUAGGCCACCUCAAGGAGAGGAGCCUGAAAGACCAGAUGGCUAAGGAUCCAACAGAAGUUAUUCGCAAAGCUGUCCUGCGCAUGUUGCCAAGAAAUAAAUUGCGCGAUGAUAGAGAUCGGAAAUUGAGGAUUUUUACCAAUGAUGAGCACCCGUUUGGUGACAGACCUCUAGAGCCGUAUGUGAUGCCUCCUAGACAAGUCCGUGAGCUUCGCCCUCGUACAAGACGAGCCAUGAUUCGAGCUGAAAAGAAAGCUGAACAACAGCAACAAGGUACAAACAACACAAGUAAAAGAAAAAAGAACAAGGACGCGGAAGCAGCAGCAGUGAGCACAUGAAGCAGAUUACACUUCACAUGAAAUUUCGAGUUUGGGCUCUAUUUUCCAGCCAUAACGCUAUCUUGGCGUGGCUACCAAGAUGAUUGAAAAAUUACAGUAGAAUAUUAUGUGCCUGGAAUUCAGUUUUUUUUUUUUUGGAUAGUUUGUUUGCAUGUAUUUGGAAGUGGUGCCUUACGGAGGUCACGGGUUCAAGCCGUGGAAACAGCCUCUGGCAGAAAUGCAAGGUAAGACUGCGUGCAAUACACCUUGUGGUGGGGCCCUUCUCCGGACUCUACGCAUAGCGGGAGCUUUUGCGCACUUUUUUUUUUAGUUUGUUUACGUGUAUUUGUUAGUCACUUUUGUCUUAUGUUAUAAGUAUUUGGCUGGAGAUGAACAAGGAUAAAUGAUACACUUGACCAUCAUUAUUGCCA
Capsicum annuum is the source of this 1202-nucleotide messenger RNA. RefSeq names its product 50S ribosomal protein L13. The transcript has 6 exons. NCBI's taxonomy places the organism in Eukaryota, Viridiplantae, Streptophyta, Magnoliopsida, Solanales, Solanaceae. Gene Ontology annotation, biological process: translation; negative regulation of translation. The record is from RefSeq and is a predicted model, not a curated record. Gene Ontology annotation, cellular component: ribosome; mitochondrial large ribosomal subunit. The coding region runs from base 178 to 792 and encodes 204 amino acids. Gene Ontology annotation, molecular function: structural constituent of ribosome; mRNA binding.